This is a messenger RNA of Lutra lutra (Eurasian river otter), 1396 nucleotides long. Its product is annotated as vimentin-like. Gene Ontology annotation, cellular component: plasma membrane; intermediate filament; axon. Gene Ontology annotation, molecular function: structural constituent of cytoskeleton. The record is from RefSeq and is a predicted model, not a curated record. Lineage: Eukaryota; Metazoa; Chordata; Mammalia; Carnivora; Mustelidae. The transcript has a single exon. Gene Ontology annotation, biological process: intermediate filament organization.
ACCGAGUUCAAGUAAACCCGCACCAACGAGAAAGUGGAGCUGCAGGAGCUGAAUGACCGCUUCGCCAACUACAUCGACAAGGUGCGCUUCCUGGAGCAGCAGAACAAGAUCCUGCUGGCCGAGCUCGAGCAGCUCAAGGGCCAGGGCAAAUUGCGCUUGGGGGACCUCUACGAGGAGGAGAUGCGGGACCUGCGCCAGCAGGUGGACCAGCUCACCAACGACAAGGCCCGCGUCGAAGUGGAGCGCGACAACCUGGCCGAGGACAUCAUACGGCUCCGGGAGAAGUUUCAAGAGGAGAUGCUGCAGAGAGAGGAAGCCGAGAGCACCCUGCAGUCUUUCAGACAGGAUGUUGACAAUGCUUCUUUGGCACGACUUGACCUUGAGCGCAAAGUGGAAUCCUUGCAGGAAGAGAUUGCCUUUUUGAAGAAACUCCAUGAGGAGGAAAUCCAGGAGCUGCAGGCCCAGAUUCAGGACCAGCAUGUCCAGAUCGAUAUGGAUGUUUCCAAGCCUGACCUCACGGCUGCCCUGCGAGACGUCCGCCAGCAGUAUGAAAGCGUGGCUGCAAAGAACCUUCAGGAGGCUGAGGAAUGGUACAAGUCCAAGUUUGCUGACCUCUCUGAGGCUGCUAACCGGAACAAUGAUGCCCUGCGCCAGGCGAAGCAGGAGUCAAAUGAGUACAGGAGACAGGUGCAGUCCCUCACCUGCGAAGUGGACGCCCUCAAAGGGACUAAUGAGUCUCUGGAACGCCAGAUGCGUGAAAUGGAGGAUAACUUCGCCGUCGAAGCUGCUAACUACCAAGACACUAUUGGCCGCCUGCAGGAUGAGAUUCAGAACAUGAAGGAAUAAAUGGCCCGUCACCUUCGGGAAUACCAGGACCUGCUGAAUAUCAAGAUGGCUCUCGACAUUGAGAUUGCCACCUACAGGAAGCUGCUAAAAGGCGAGGAGAGCAGGAUUGCUCUGCCUCUUCCAAACUUUUCUUCCCUGAACCUGAGGGAAACCAAUCUGGAUUCCCUCCCUCUGGUCGAUACUCACUCAAAAAGGACACUUCUGAUCAAGACGGUUGAGACUAGAGAUGGACAGGUUAUCAAUGAAACUUCUCAGCAUCACGAUGACCUUGAGUAAAGAUGGCACAGAAUCGGUGCAGCAGUCACUACCAGCAAGAAUAAAAACAGAAAUCCGUAUCUUAAAGAAACAGCUUUCAAGUGCCUUUCUGCAGUUUUUCAGGAGCGCAAGAUAGAUUUGGAAUAGGAAUAACCUCUAGUUCUUAAGAACCAACACUCUUAAAAGAUUUAGGAAAAAGUUUACAACAUAAUCUAGUUUACCAAGAAAACUUGUGCUAGAAUACUUUUUAAGAAGUAUUUUUGAAUACCAUUAAAACUGCUUUUUUUCCAACAAG